AUCCUUUAAAAACAGCAUUCACCCCCCGCCCCAAAUUCUAAAACCCUAAACCGCUCUUUGCUCUCUGUCACUGAAAUAUUUCAUACACUCGACCACGCACGCUGCUUUCUCUCUCUAAACUUAAUCGUGCGUCGAUGGCUCCUUCUUUGGAUGAAGAAACUGCAAAGAAAGUUAUUCGCCAGGUGGAGUUCUACUUCAGUGACAGUAAUCUUCCCAGAGAUAAUUUUCUGAAGAAAACCAUCAGCGAAAGUGAUGAUGGGAUGGUUAGUUUGGCGUUGAUUUGUUCAUUUUCUCGGAUGAGAGGUCACUUGAGCCUGGGAGAUGUGAAACCAGAAGAUGUAUCAGAGGACACCGUUUCAUCUGUGGCUGAAACUCUAAAGACCUCUACGUUUCUUAGGAUUUCUGAAGAUGGGAAGAGCAUUGGUAGAGUUACUGAGCUUCCAAAAACUGAAGAGGCCAUUAAGCAAUCAGAUGAGAGAACAAUUGCUGCGUCGCCCCUGGAAUAUGAUGUCAAGCUUGAAGAUGUCGAAACCUUUUUUGGCCAGUUCGCUAAGGUUAAUAGCGUGAGGCUACCUCGACAUGUUGCUGACACUAGGUUGUUCUGCGGCACAGCCCUGGUUGAGUUUUCCAGUGAGGAGGAUGCUGCAAACGUUUUGAAGCAAUCCAUAAGUUAUUCAGGUGCUGAGUUAGAACUGAAACCAAAGAAGGAGUUUGAUGAAGAAAGAGCUAAGCAAGAAGAGGAAGUUGUGAAGACUCGUCCCCAAGCAGUUUCAAACCGCAAAGAGAAGGCGGCCAAUGCUGAACCUCAAUAUCCCAAAGGCUUAAUUGUUGCAUUUAAAUUGAAGAAGAUCUCUGCUGAAGUUUCGGCCGAACAAAAUGGCAGUCAUGGGCCAGUGAGUGCUAAUGCAGACGUCUCUAUGGUAGACGGAGAACAAGAUAAAGUACAAGUUGAAGCUGAAAAGACAGAAUCCGAGGUUCUGAAAAGUGUCGAAGAUGCGAAAAAUCACGAAGAAGAAGCAGAUAAAGCUGUUGCAGUGACCAAAGCGGAGGAAUCCGAGGAUGCUAAGGAAUCUUCAGACGUAACAACUGAGAAGGAAAACCAAGAAUCUUGUGAAGAAAAAACAACCAUUGAGGUUUACAGGAACAACAAGGAUGUUGUUUUAAGAGAGGACCUGAAAAGUAUAUUCCAAAAGUUUGGCCCUGUUAAGUUCAUUGAUUUCAAGAUUGGAUCGGAAUCUGGAUAUAUAAGGUUUGAAGAUGCUGAAGCUGCCCAGAAAGCUCGUGCUGCUGCUGUUCUUACCGAGGAGGGUGGUCUGACUGUGAAGAAUUUCAUUGCUACUCUUGAUCCUGUUAUCGGUGAGGCUGAGAAGGAAUACUGGAACUUACUUCGUAAUAGCCAGGACAAGCACCGUGACAAUUUCAGGAACAGCAACCGUGGAAGGGGAGGAAGGCACAACAGAGGUGGUGGUAGGCAUUUUGGUGGGAAGCAUUCUCGUUCGAGAGAUAAUGAAUCUGGAAAUCGCCCUAAUAAAGUUCAGAAAGUUGGGGCAACAUAGAUGAACUCCGAUAUCCACCAUCGCACCAUCGUCCGCCUUCCUAUUUUUAUCGCGUCGAAUCAAUUUUGUUCUCUUCCUUUUUUUUUCCUUUUUCUUUUUUUUUUCUAUUUAAACUAUCAUCUGGUGUACGAUACGCAAGACUUGUUAAAACUGCUAUUUAUUUUUAUCUAUUUCCGGGCCUAAUUUAUUAUAUUAUGUUUUGUUCUUGAGCUAGAUUAACCAUUGCAUGUUUCUGGAAAAUUUGGAUUUUGUUUCUUUACUAAGCAUUUUUGUUAGAGAGAAUAGAUUGAUGAUGAAGUAUAGAGCAAAUUAUAAUGUUUUUGCUUUAUUA
This is a messenger RNA of Erythranthe guttata (spotted monkey flower), 1887 nucleotides long. RefSeq names its product La protein 1 (gene LA1). Lineage: Eukaryota; Viridiplantae; Streptophyta; Magnoliopsida; Lamiales; Phrymaceae. Gene Ontology annotation, molecular function: mRNA binding. Gene Ontology annotation, cellular component: nucleus; ribonucleoprotein complex. Gene Ontology annotation, biological process: RNA processing. The record is from RefSeq and is a predicted model, not a curated record.